Messenger RNA from Helianthus annuus (common sunflower), 479 nucleotides. RefSeq lists its product as uncharacterized. NCBI's taxonomy places the organism in Eukaryota, Viridiplantae, Streptophyta, Magnoliopsida, Asterales, Asteraceae. Gene Ontology annotation, biological process: proteolysis. Gene Ontology annotation, molecular function: cysteine-type peptidase activity. The transcript is spliced from 4 exons. The record is from RefSeq and is a predicted model, not a curated record. Bases 24 to 260 code for a protein of 78 amino acids.
AUUGGGUGUUGGCAGUUUUGGACAUGAAAACAUAUACUUGCUAUUAUCUGGAUUCUAUAAGGAAUGGCACAAUCAAUCCGAUGUUGAGGCAAAUUAUUGAUGCGGCAAUGGCCUUGCAUGCUAUACAAAAUGUCAACUGGGUUAAGGCUAAAUGUCCAUAUCAGACGGGAGGUACUGAAUGUGGCUAUUAUGUGUUGAAGUUCAUGAAAGAGGUGGUUGAAGAAGGAAUUGAAAUACUAGCCAAUGACAACGUUCUUUAAUAUUUUUCUCAGGUUGGGGAAGGAAAAGAGGUAUACACGGAUGAGGAUAUUGAUGGAAUACGUGAAGGGUGUUCGAGUUAUGGGGCAACGUUUGUUUUCAAGUGACUAUUUUAGAUGUUGAAGUAUGUACGGCAAAUAGUAUUUUUUUUUUGUUAACUUAAGAUAUUUGAAUUAUAUUUGACAUAUGACUAUGAAAUGAAUUGCUUUGGUUUUUGUGUA